GCACAUUCUUCAAGUAAAACCAGACAACCCACCUUAAACUCUGUGGUUGAAGCAAAUGAAUCAAGGAAGGCUGCUAUUAAUGAUUUAAUCUAUGUGUUUGUCCAAGCUGACAUUUUCUUAGAAAAG
Molecule: messenger RNA, 126 nt
Organism: Cetraspora pellucida
Lineage: Eukaryota; Fungi; Glomeromycota; Glomeromycetes; Diversisporales; Gigasporaceae
Source: the annotation of a GenBank genome assembly